AUUCAAAAGGCAGAAAAGCAUAAAAGGGGACAGUGACCCUUCACAAUACCCAUUAGAACUCUCACACAUAAUAACCCUCCAUCAAUCAAACAUUAUUCAAUUCGAUAGCCAUAGCCAUAACCAUGCCUCCAACUCCACAAGAACACGAGCAACCCCUCUUACUGGACUCACCGCAACAAGCCGAUGAGUUAGAAGAAACAGCCUACGAUUCUUCCGAGAAGAUCGUGGUAGUUGGAAUCGACGAGUCAGAGUACGAGUCCGGGAACUGGGCCCGGGCCCCACCGUUCUCAUGGAGGAAGCUAUGGCUAUUCACGGGCCCGGGCUUUCUCAUGAGCAUAGCGUUCUUGGACCCAGGGAACCUGGAAGGAGACCUGCAGGCCGGUGCCAUUGCGGGGUACUCGCUGCUGUGGCUGCUCAUGUGGGCCACAGCCAUGGGCCUGCUGAUCCAGCUGCUGUCGGCCCGGCUGGGCGUGGCAACGGGAAGGCACCUGGCGGAGCUUUGUCGGGAGGAGUACCCGACGUGGGCUCGGAACGUGCUGUGGGUUAUGGCUGAGGUGGCACUUAUUGGUUCUGAUAUUCAGGAGGUUAUUGGUAGUGCUAUUGCUAUAAGGAUCCUUAGUAAUGGCUUUGUGCCUCUUUGGGCUGGAGUCACCAUAACUGCUCUUGAUUGUUUUGUUUUUCUUCUUCUGGAGAAUUAUGGUGUGCGGAAACUGGAAGCUGUUUUUGCUGUUCUCAUUGCGAUAAUGGCGGUUGCCUUUGCAUGGAUGUUUGGUGAAACAAAGCCCAGUGGCAAGGAAUUGCUUCUUGGUAUUUUGAUUCCGAAGCUUAGCUCUAGAACUAUACAGCAGGCUGUUGGAGUUGUGGGCUGCAUUAUUAUGCCUCAUAAUGUGUUCUUGCACUCUGCUCUUGUUCAAUCAAGGAGGGUUGAUCACCGGAAUAAAGGCCGAGUUCAAGAAGCUCUUAAUUAUUACUCAAUAGAGUCCACCAUGGCCCUUAUAGUCUCCUUUGUUAUUAAUAUAUUUGUCACAACCGUUUUUGCUAAGGGGUUCUAUGGUACCGAACUAGCAAACAACAUUGGUCUUGUAAAUGCAGGACAGUAUCUUCAGGAGAAGUAUGGGGGUGGACUAUUUCCAAUACUGUAUAUAUGGGGUAUUGGGUUAUUAGCAGCAGGACAAAGUAGCACUCUUACGGGUACCUAUGCAGGUCAAUUUAUCAUGGGGGGUUUCCUAAAUUUAAGGUUGAAAAAAUGGAUGAGAGCACUAAUUACACGAAGUUUUGCAAUUAUUCCAACUAUGAUAGUUGCUCUUAUUUUCGACACCUCUGAGCAAUCGUUAGAUGUUCUGAAUGAGUGGCUUAAUGUUCUUCAGUCAGUUCAAAUCCCCUUUGCACUUAUUCCCUUGCUUUGUUUGGUGUCAAAGGAGCAGAUAAUGGGAAGUUUCAGAAUUGGCCCCGUCCUCAAGAUUAUUUCAUGGCUCGUGACUGCUCUGGUGAUAGUGAUCAACGGCUACCUUCUGCUGGAAUUCUUCUCGCACGAAGUGAAUGGCGCAAUAGUCGGCACUGUAGUGUGCGUGCUAACAGCUGCAUAUGUUGCAUUCAUAGUAUACCUUAUUUCACGGGCCGUUACGUAUUCACCUUGGCAAAGUGUGACACAGCGAAAGUCAAAUACUAACUCAGAGUUAGAGUAAUUAGCUCGUAAAGAAGUCAAUGCAAAGUGGUGGAAGCAUAUUGUUGUUUUUGCCUGUAAAUUAUUCAGUCUGUAGGUUGUAGCGGAAGUAUUGUUUUUCUAUCAAAAUUUAGUUUCUGAAAUGAAAUGCCUUUGAAAUAACUGAUAUUAAUGUGGUUGAGACUUGAGAAAAUUGAGCGCUGUAGUGUUUAAAGACCUGCAGUGUUCUCUAAUUAAUGGAAAAUUGGCGUUAAGAACCGUUGUGGAAGGCAAAUUAAGACAGAUAUAAGUUGAGGGAAGUUCUAUGGUAUGGAUAGAGUUAAACAUCCAGAGGUAUGGAUUCAACGUGGAUGGGACGCAGUUACGACGCGUGCACAGUAGCCCCGUGUCAUUGAAACAGGUGAGCUGAUAGAAAGGUUGACAGUAGCAGAUGGAGAGCAGGUCUCGUAUUUCGUUUUAUAAAGUGUUAACAAUUUAUUAAAAUUGAUUAGAUGUGUGGUGUGAUUAAGCUUUAUUGAAUGAUGGGCUGACUAAAAUGUUGGAAAGUUUUUUUGAUUUGUUGGUUGAAUUUUGGAAGCCCAUGACAAUUAGAUGAAAAAUUUUGAAAUUUUUUAAGAGUGAUGACAUAAAACCUAAAAACAUGUUUUUGAGGAGUGUCCGAAAAAGGAUGAUGAUAGUACUAAAGGGAUAAAAAAUUAGAUCA
Arachis stenosperma is the source of this 2366-nucleotide messenger RNA. RefSeq names its product metal transporter Nramp3.2-like. Gene Ontology annotation, molecular function: cadmium ion transmembrane transporter activity; manganese ion transmembrane transporter activity. Gene Ontology annotation, cellular component: vacuolar membrane. The transcript is spliced from 4 exons. Bases 123 to 1685 code for a protein of 520 amino acids. The record is from RefSeq and is a predicted model, not a curated record. Lineage: Eukaryota; Viridiplantae; Streptophyta; Magnoliopsida; Fabales; Fabaceae. Gene Ontology annotation, biological process: defense response to bacterium; positive regulation of reactive oxygen species metabolic process; metal ion transport.